UUUCCCUUUUAAGCCUCACCUCUUCAUGCAUAUCAUUUCCAUUGGACCUGUGUGGAAAGCAAAUGACUCUGCGAAAGAAAUCAAUGCCCUUUGUUGUUGUGGUCGCGUUUGUGCUCAUCGAAUUCAAACCCAUCACUGGCCAAUCGAGCUACAAUUACCAUUUCUGUUCAGGCUCGUCCAAUGACACAACAAACUCUACUUUCAAUUCCAAUCUUGCCUCACUUUUAGAUUCUUUAUCCGCUGGAGCAUCUGGGAACAAUAGCUUCUACAAGAACGACUUGAGCGGCAUCUUUGGCCUUUUCCUCUGCCGGGGCGAUGUUCUGAGCGGCUCUUGCCAGUCCUGCGUUGAGAUCGCAGCUCAGGCGCUCCGCAACCGAUGCCCAUCCAGCCAGGAAGCGAUCAUAUGGUAUGACAUGUGUAUGCUGCGCUACUCAAAUACCGACUUCUUUGGAGUGAUGGCGACAUCGCCGAGGGUCUUCAUGUGGAAUGUCGAGAACAACACAUCGCCCGAUGAUCCGGAUAUCAAUGCUCUUGCUUUGAUAUACAAUCUUGUGGCUGAUGUUCCAUAUACUGCUCUGAUGUAUGGAGUGCGUGAAUCCAACGGAGGUGAUGGCUCACAGCAAAGAUAUGGACUUGUGCAGUGUAGUAGAGACAUCAAUAGUACAGAGUGCAGCUCUUGUUUGGCUCAGUUGACAGAGGAUAUCAAGCAGUGCUGUGAAGGGAAAAGGGGUUGGCGAAUUUUGAGCCCGAGUUGUAACCUCCGAUAUGAGAAUUACUCUUUCUAUCAGCAGCAGGUGGCUUCGCCUCAACCAACUCCGAGUGCGACACCGCCUUCAUCAACAGAUGAAGGAACGGGAGGAAAAAACACGACGAAGAUCAUAGCCAUCACUCUAUCAUUGAUUUCAGCAGUGGCAGCACUUCUGGUGUCUUGUCACUUCUUAUUUAAGCGAAGAAAGAGUCAGGACGGAGAUGAAGUAAGAAGUGAAGGAAUACUUUUACAAAGCAUGGAGGAUUCUGCUUAUAGGACAACCUUGAAGGAGAGAAGCAUGCACAAUGGAUUCCAAGACGAAAGCAGCGAGAUGCACUAUUUUGACCUGCCUACCAUAAUAACAGCUACAGACAAGUUCGCCGAUGCUAAUAAGCUUGGAGAAGGUGGCUUCGGGCCAGUCUACAAGGGCAAGCUACUUGAUGGGAAACAAAUUGCAGUCAAGAGGCUUUCGAUGAGAUCGAGCCAAGUGAACCGUAGUCUACUUUCAAGAACGAAGUGAUGCUCAUUGUUAAGCUUCAACACCGAAAUCUAGUGAGGCUAUUGGGAUGUUGCUUAGAGAGAGGCGAAAAGCUUCUUGUAUAUGAAUACCUAGUGAACCGUAGUCUCAAUGCCUUCCUAUUUGAUUCAAUGAAAAGGAGGGAAUUAGUUUGGACAAACCGUGUGCAUAUUAUCAAGGGAAUAGUGAGGGCCUUUUGUAUUUGCAUGAGGAUUCUCGGCUUAAGAUCAUCCAUCGAGAUUUGAAAGCGAGCAAUGUGCUAUUGGAUGAUGAGAUGAACCCAAAGAUAUCAGACUUUGGCACUGCUAAAAUCUUUGGAGGCAAUCAAAUUGAAGCUAACACUGAUAGGAUUGUCGGGACAUAUGGAUACAUGGUGCCGGAAUACGCUAUGGAGGGACUAUUUUCAGUGAAAUCCGAUGUCUAUAGCUUUGGGGUCUUAUUGCUUGAAAUCCUCACUGGACGAAAGUGCAGCUCAAUUUUUAACUGUGAGCAUGGUCAGAGCCUAGUAUCAUGGGCAUGGCUACUAUGGAACGAAGGGAAAGGGCUAGAGCUAGUAGAUGCAAACUUGAUCAAUUCAUGUCCAAGAAACGAAGCUCUAAGAUUGAUCCAUAUAGCGCUAUUGUGCGUUCAAGAGGAUCCGAAUUUUAGGCCUACUAUGUCAACAGUCAUCCUCAUGCUCGGGAGUGAAUCAGACCUUCCUCACCCGAAAUCGCCUCCCUUCCCUACAGGCAGAUCUUUCUUGUUAGAUCAAUCUUCCACUGGUACAGACACCGGAUGCCUCUCUUCUGAUAAAUCUUCAGCAAGUGCAUCUAAUUGAUCAUUAUUUCGGCGUACAACAAAAUUUUGUGGGCUCAAGUAAACAAGAUCCAAUGCUUCCAAUCUCAUAUACAUGUAUCGUCCUCCAUACAGUACUACGG
Messenger RNA from Eucalyptus grandis, 2182 nucleotides. Its product is annotated as cysteine-rich repeat secretory protein 38. Gene Ontology annotation, biological process: protein phosphorylation. The record is from RefSeq and is a predicted model, not a curated record. The coding region runs from base 63 to 1268 and encodes 401 amino acids. Lineage: Eukaryota; Viridiplantae; Streptophyta; Magnoliopsida; Myrtales; Myrtaceae. Gene Ontology annotation, molecular function: protein kinase activity; ATP binding. The transcript has 7 exons.